Dioscorea cayenensis subsp. rotundata (Guinea yam) is the source of this 1012-nucleotide messenger RNA. RefSeq lists its product as uncharacterized. NCBI's taxonomy places the organism in Eukaryota, Viridiplantae, Streptophyta, Magnoliopsida, Dioscoreales, Dioscoreaceae. Bases 92 to 691 code for a protein of 199 amino acids. The record is from RefSeq and is a predicted model, not a curated record. The transcript is spliced from 3 exons.
CUUCGACGUGAGCUUCGCCGUGUAUAUAGUGGAGACACCCAGUUAGUUUUCAAUUUCAGAUAUCAUCUGCUUCCAACUUUGAGCCUGCAGGAUGUGGUCCUUGUCUCGUGAAGAAGCCAAUAGAGUUCCUGGAAAUUACUGCAAAUUCUUGGUUGCAGCUCUCAAGGAUGCUUGUGUUUAUUGCCAUUGUUCCUGUGUCCGAGCUCGAGCUUCUUCUUUUGGUGCUGAUGAUGAUCUCCCCCUGGCCAACUACUUCGACUACAAACAUGUGAUAAUUCUGGAGAUUCAAAGCCGAGCCAUGAAGGCUAAGCUCAAGCCGAAGGAUCAUUUGUUUGCGGAGAAUUUAUCAUGGUUCUUGUCUCCAACAUCAGGUGAACUGUUUAUUGUACCGAAAGGCGAGAAGACUGAUGAAGAACAUAAAGCAGCAGCAGAAGAAGAUGCCGAUGAUGAGAAAGAAACAUUCUUCUCAGUGAAGAGCUGCUUCUCUCAUUGUUCCAUUGAAAGUGGAGUAAUGUUAAAAGAGCAUACGAAACAUUCGGUGAUAGAAGAGUUCUGUCAUUGUGAAGGGUGGCCUUUCGGGCUAGGCCGGAAAGCACUGAUGCUGCCACCGUUGCCAAGCUCGCCGUCAGACUCUUGGACAUGGCAUAAACGAAACCUCAGUGUUGCGAAGCUCUACUCAAUAACCAUAUGAAUGCAUGCAUAGAAUAAACAACUUCAUCGAGUUCCGGGAAGUUUGUAUAAUCACCUUACUGUAAAAUUUCGAUCAGGAUGUGUUGUUUGUUGUGUUUUUUUUUUAGGGUUUAUACAGAGAAGGAACAUCUUGCUAUUUACUUAUUGUUUCCUGAAGAAAUAAUUAGCUAUUUUCUGAUAGUUUCAGGCAUACAAUGCUUUGAGAUUUUUGUAGGGCCAAUGUGUUUUAGUGCUCUUAGAAUUUGGCUAUCUUUUUUUUAUGACAUGUUUACCCUUGCAAAACUUUAUAAUUGCAUUAUGCCCUUGCAAAAGUUUUUUUUUA